UCAAAAAUUGACACAUAACCUCAAUUUGAGAUGUCGAGUUGCGGAAAGUGCGACCGUCCGGACACCGACAGCAUGGUUUCGUGUGACUCCUGCCAGGCAUGGUUCCAUUUCCAGUGCGUUGGAGUUUCCCCCGGUGUUGAACACAGAAGCUUCAAGUGUGAUGCUUGCACCGGUAAAAAAGGAAAAAAGACUGGCACCGUGAAAAAGGUUGGCACAGCUACCAAUUCCCAGUCUUCCAAACCAACAAAACCUGUCGAGGCAACAACAGCAGAAUUAACUUCUUCCGAAAGCCGAAGUGUUUCUUCCGACGCUACUGUGCAAUCCAUAGCCAGUGAAGCUGCUACUGUCAUUUCGCGGAAUCUUCCGGAACCGAGCUACGAGCAGCAACUUCAACGAUGAUGGAUGAAAUGGAGAUGCAAGAAAAGCGACUGAAGGAGGAAAGAUUAAUUCGGGAGAAACGCAUGGAAUUAGAGCGGAUGCUGGAGGAAAAAAAGAUAUUGCAGGAACGGGAGCUGCAAGAAAUGCAACUAGAGCAGGAGAAGAAGUUGCUCGAGCAAAAGUUGCAAGGCGACUUAGACUUCAGCAAACAACAACGAGCGCUGCGGGAUAAAUAUGAUCGAGCCCGAAGUGAUUUGUUGCUGAACGACCAAGACGAGUUUGCCGCCGGUGAUUGUGACAAUAAAAGUGCCGAAAAAGUGCAUGGUUGGCUGCUUGAUCCACGUAAUCGAGAUCCAUCGAAAAGUAUUCCUUUCGAUGAACAGCUACAACAAACGCCUAAAUGUAGGCCAGAUUCCAAGCGUUUGUCGCAUAAAGUACCAGAAAAUAUCCGCCUGCCGGUAGGCAAUCAUUUGACUGUCGAUGAAAACAUGUUUUCGUCGAGAAUUUUGCCAGAAGCUAACGAUUCCGCUUCUGUUAUUCAACAAUUUAAUCAUCAACCAACCAAAACACAACUGUUGGCCCGCUCAGUUCUUGGACGCCCGUUACCCAUCUUUAGUGGCCGAGCAGAGGAGUGGCCGCUAUUCAUAAGCUCGUUCAUCAACUCAACAGAAGCUUGUGGGUUCAACGAACAGGAAAAUCUGGUCAGGCUGCAAGAGUGCCUAAAGGGAGCUGCCCUAGAAACCGUUCGUAGCCGUUUGAUGCUGCCUUCAGGAGUGAAUAAGGUUCGAAAAUCUACUCCUCCUCGAGCGGACCGCCUGGAAUCAUUCAUUCCUUUCGGGCUGGCGGUGCAAGAGCUCUGCGAUCAUCUCGAGGCCGCCCAGCUCCAGGAUCAUCUUGUGAAUCCGGAACUACUACAGGAAUUGGUCGAAAAAUUACCAGCCGGUACCAAACGUGAAUGGGUACAGUUUAAGCGAGCAGAACAGAAGGUGACACUGAAAACGUUUGCUGAGUUUACGUCGAACAUAGCCAGUGAAGCCAAUGAAGUUAUUUUAGUGGUCGAUCAGAAACCGUCUGAUCCCAAAUUCAUCGAUCGAGCCCGUAACAAAGAAAAGGGAUUCAUACAUGCGCACAAUGCGCACGAAACAUCGAGCCUACAAUCGCCGCCGGUGCCGUCGAUCUGCCGCGUAUGUAGGAAGGAGAACCAUCGAGUCCGGAACUGCGAGGAAUUCCGGAAGAAAACUUUGACCGAGCGUCUGAGAUUGAUGGAGCAGCUGAAGCUCUGUGACCGUUGUCUCAACGAGCAUACUGGGUGGUGUCGAUUUAAGAUUACAUGCAACAUUGGUGCGUGUCGUCUGCAUCAUCACCCACUCGUCCACCGUAGGCAAGAAUUUUCGACCCCACCGCCAGUUCCAGUUUUUUCUACACCUGCUCCCCCUACUGAGCGAUUGAAUGUCCAUGUGGAGCGCAAGCCGUCUGUCAUUUUGCGCAUUAUUCCCGUCACGUUGUUCAAUGGUUCGCAGUCGGUGAAAACGUUGGCUUACCUGGACGAAGGCGCUUCUAUGACGCUGAUAGAAGAGAGCUUGGUUCGAGAGUUAAAUGCGCGAGGAGUUUUUCAUCCAAUGACACUGCAAUGGACUUCCAACAUCGUACGCCAGGAAGCUUCAUCACAAUGUUUAUCUUUGGCGAUUUCGGGUGACAGUGGAAAGCGUUUCAAGCUACGUGACGCUCACACGGUGAAGAAAAUGCAUCUUCCGAAGCAAGCUGUAAAGUUUUCUGGAAUCUCCAAUCAACAUCGACACCUGCAAGGAAUAUCUGUACCUGAUCGAGCCGCCGACGAGCCAAGAAUAUUGAUUGGGCUGAACAACAUUUUCUUAUUUGCGCCUUUGGAAUCACGGACCGGAGCCCCACUAUAUCCUAUUGCAGUUCGAUCACAUCUGGGAUGGUCGAUCUAUGGACCCCUGAAUCGAUCGGGAUCUGACAUGUUCGUGGGAUGUCACAAUGAAUACUCGAACCAAGACUUACACGAUCAGAUGCGGGAAUAUUUUUUUGCCGAGGAACCGAGCCUGCUAGUGAAGCACAUACCGGAGUCAAAAGAGUUGGAACGAGCACGAGCAAUUUUAGACCGAACCACUGUCUGGGUUGACGGUCGUUAUGAAUCAGGUUUGCUGUGGAGAUCGGACGACAUACAACUCCCGGAUAGUUACGCAAUGGCGCGCAAAAGGUGCGAUGCUUUGGAACGACGUUUGAAGAACAACCCUCAACUAGAUUUGGCAGUCCGCCAAAAAAUCGAUUCAUAUUUGGUGAAACAGUAUGCGCAUAAGGCAACUCCGCAAGAGUUGGCCUCAGCCACACCCGGGAGAAUCUGGUUCCUUCCGUUAAACGUCGUUAUUCAUCCAAAAAAACCGGAGAAAAUCAGAUUAGUUUGGGACGCCGCUGCAAAGGUCCAAGGCGUGUCCCUGAAUUCGAUGCUACUUCCUGGUCCCGACCUUUUGACGUCUCUUCCUGCGGUGUUACAACGAUUUCGCGAGCGUACGGUGGCAUUUGGAGCCGACAUACGCGAAAUGUACCACCAAAUUCGCGUGCAAGCUGCAGAUCGACAUGCGCAACGGUUUCUAUUUCGUUCAGAUCCGAUCGCCGAGCCCGAAAUCUACAUAAUGGACGUUUGCACCUUCGGAUCUGCCUGCUCUCCAGCCGUGGCGCAGCAUGUGAAACGGGUGAACGCGCACAGGUAUGCGCAACAAUUCCCGGAAGCAGUGGAUUCUAUCGACCGCCGACAUUACGUCGAUGACUAUUUGGAUUGUGCUAACACAGAAGACGAGGCGAUUGUAAGAGCGAAGCAGAUGCAGUACAUUCAUCAUCAAGGUGGUUUUGAGCUGCAUGGUUGGAUAUCGAACUCCAGUGAAGUAUUACGAGCUUUGGGGGCGUUGCCCUCUGAGGAAGUUUCGCUGAGUGAGCCAAGCUCCAGCGGGACAGAACGCGUUCUUGGGAUUAUUUGGAAGCCGCAAGAAGAUACAUUUACCUUUUCGACUACUUUGAGAGAAAACCUGAUCCCAUAUUUCUACAACGACAAGCGCCCUACGAAGCGCAUCGCUCUCAGCGGGGUCAUGAGUCUGUUUGACCCGCUGGGCUUCCUGUCACCUUUUACGGUGCAUGGGAAACUACUUCUGCAGGAGCUGUGGCGCACCGGCUGCGAUUGGGACGAGUGUAUCGACGACGACAACUUUGCUAAGUGGCAAAGAUUUACAUCUUUGUUACCGGAAGUAGAAGCUGCCCGUAUCCAGCGCUGCUAUCUCCAGGGUGGCCCACCAUCUUCUUACGAAACCUUGGAGCUACAUACAUUUGUCGAUGCGUCGGAACAAGCGUUUGGCGCCGCAUCAUACUUUCGCAUCGCAGUAGGAGAAGGCUACAAAUGUUCGCUAAUCAUGUCCAAAACGAAAGUGUGUCCGCUGAAACAAUUAUCGAUUCCAAGAUGCGAGUUGUCUGCUGCUGUACUGGGUUCGCAGAUGGCCCACAGUAUCGAAGCUGAACAUGAUUUGAAGGUGACUAGAAGGGUGUUCUGGACAGAUUCCAGGACCGUUUUAUCGUGGAUCCGGUCUGAUCAGCGCAGGUAUAAGCCAUUUGUUGGGUUUCGAAUCGGAACCAUUCUUCAGAAUACGAGAGUCGACGAGUGGCGCUGGGUUCCCACCAAGUUCAACAUUGCGGAUAUCCUGACCAAGUGGAGCAACGAAUCGUUUUUAGCACCCGAUAGCUCUUGGUUCCUGGGGCCGAAGUUUUUGCAUCGAGACGAAAGUGAAUGGCCAGAACAGCCAGUUCUGACCCCGAAUACGACACAGGAACUACGUACGUUCCUUUUGCACCAUAGCUUCUCAACUGGCGAGCUACCAAUCAUCGAUGUGAGGCGUAUAUCUAAAUGGGCGAUUUUGCUGCGAACAUUAUGUUGCGUGUUUCGAUUCUUAUCCAACUGUCAUCGAAAGAAACUGGGCGAGCCUAUCGAAACGGUCGAAACACCUGAGCACAUCAAGAAGCUAGUCAUGGUUCAGAUCGAGAGUGUGAAAAUCCCGUUGAAGCAGGAGGAGUUUGAGAAAGCCGAGAAUUUGCUGUGGAAGAUAGCGCAACGUGAAAAUUACAACACUGAAAUUGCAACGCUUCUGAAUAAUCAACGUCUACCGAAGGAGCAAUGGUCUAGCAUCGAAAAAAGUAGUUCCUUGUACCGGUUGGCACCCUUUCUCGACGAGUAUGGUGUUCUCCGAGUCGACGGCAGAACCAGUGAAGCUUCGUUCGUUCCCUACGACACACGUUUUCCAAUAAUACUUCCCAGAGAUCAUGUUAUUACGAAUCAUCUACUGAACUACUAUCAUCAACGGUUUGCUCAUGCAAACAAAGAAACUAUCUUCAACGAGUUGCGUCAACGUUUCCACGUGUCGAAGCUACGACCCAGCAUCAAAGCAGUACAAAAACAGUGCCAGUGGUGCAAGGUCCAAAGAACGCGCCCAGGACCUGCAAGGAUGGCACCGUUGCCGAUCGAACGUCUCACACCAUUCAUCAAACCGUUCAGUUACGUGGGCAUUGACUAUUUCGGCCCCAUUGAUGUAGCAGUUGGGAGGAGAUCAGAGAAGCGCUGGAUCGUCCUUUUCACGUGCCUUUCCGUUCGAGCGAUCCAUUUAGAAGUAGCUUAUCGCCUGAACGUCGACUCCUGUAUCAUGGCUAUUCGGAGGUUCGUAUUACGCCGAGGUCCUCCAAUAUCGUUCUACUUCGACAACGGUACGAAUUUUCAAGCUGCUAGUAAAGAACUUCUGCAACAAAUUCGCCGCAUCGAUCAAUCCUGUGCAAAUACUUUUACGAAUGCUCGCACCCGCUGGAGCUUUAAUCCACCGUCCGCCCCUCACAUGGGGGGAAUAUGGGAGCGCAUGGUGCGUUCCACGAAAGCGGCCAUGGCUACCCUAUCUUCUGGGAACCGUAUGACGGAUGAAAUUCUUUUGACUGUGAUCGCUGAAGCUGAGGAAAUCGUGAACACUCGACCUCUUGUGUACUUGCCACAGGACUCUCAGGAGGCGGAAGCGCUGACUCCGAAUAGUUUUAUUCGGGGAACUUCAUCUGGACAACUUGAUCUCCCAAUGGCACCUACAGAUAAGGCCGAUUCGCUGCGGAGUUUGUAUCACCGUUCUCAAUACAUCGCCGACGAAUUGUGGAAAAGAUGGCUGAAGGAGUACCUGCCGUCGCUCAACAUUCGAACCAAAUGGCUGGAAGAGCACAAACCGCUGCAGAAAGGAGACCUGGUCUUCAUUACGGAUGACCUACAUCGGAAUAACUGGGUACGAGGGAUGGUAGACGAGGUAAUCCAGGGUAAGGAUGGUCACGUGCGUCAGGCGCUGGUGCGUACUUCUUCCAAGGUGAUUCGACGACCAGUAACCAAACUCGCGGUUAUUGAGGUAGGUUCUUCAGGUAAAUCUGACCGAGAAGCUAGUUCCGGACAAGGUUUACGGGCCGGGGAAGUGUUAGAACCCCUCGUUUCUGCUCGAAUCCAGACCCCACCUAAAGUAGAUAAAAACGAACGCCUGUGA
Molecule: messenger RNA, 5939 nt
Organism: Uranotaenia lowii
Lineage: Eukaryota; Metazoa; Arthropoda; Insecta; Diptera; Culicidae
Exons: 2
Coding region: 396-5939 (1847 amino acids)
Biological process (GO): DNA integration
Molecular function (GO): nucleic acid binding
Source: RefSeq, a predicted model, not a curated record